This is a messenger RNA of Podarcis muralis (Common wall lizard), 1204 nucleotides long. RefSeq lists its product as uncharacterized. Gene Ontology annotation, cellular component: endoplasmic reticulum. NCBI's taxonomy places the organism in Eukaryota, Metazoa, Chordata, Lepidosauria, Squamata, Lacertidae. The record is from RefSeq and is a predicted model, not a curated record.
AAGAGCUUGUGGCUGGUGUUUGAGCAGUGUGUGUCUGCUUCAAACUGGGGCAGCUGGUUUCGGUUCUUCUACAUGGGGCAGGUGGGGAAAUAGAGGCAUCUGCCUUGGCAUCCAAUGUUGAUGUAUGUUCCCUUCCCAGUACAAAAUCUGCUAUGGAAGUAUCCAGAGAACCCCAUUCCUCAUCAGAUUUCUCCAACUUUGAGACGGAGUCUGUGCACCAAACAGACAAGGAGAUUCAAGCAGAUCUGGAUCACACCAGCAAUGUGGAAGGGUCUGAAUAUUCUUACCAAGGAGGCAGUGUAGGGUUCAAGGAGAUGCAAACCGAGAUUGAGUUUGCAGUGCAGAUAACCCCAAUUAAAGAUUUGAAAAAGCAUCGGGAAAGGAUGGAUGCUGCAAGGGACACGCCAGCCUCUUCGUACGUCCCUGAUGACAUGACGGAGACCUUAGACAAUAAGAGUCAGGGAGACCGGCUGGCCAUCAGCACCCAGCGAGGGACCAGUGCUCUGCAGCCAGAAGCCUACUCCAGGAUAGGCGAGGCCAGCAGUAUGGAGCGGAUGGGUCAGCUGCACAGCAGGCAGAUCACAGCAGCCGAUCUCGACCUGGAGAAGAUGAGGCUUGAUGGUGCAAUGACCAGGCUGAGGUACCGGCAUGAAGACAAUGAGAAGAGGCGGCAGCACGAGGAGAAAAUGCAACAGCUACAUCAUCAGACAACCCCUCGAUCAAUUGGACAAGAGGUCCACGAACUCCUUCAGCCCCAGAACCAGUAUGCCCUAUUUUUUUUCUGCUUCAUCUUUAUCCACAUUAUUUACACAGCCAGGGAGCUGGCUUUCUAUUUUAUUAUGAAACACGACGUAUUCUGCUUUGCCAUUUUGCUGUAUUUCAUUUUCAAGAAGAUUUUACUGGAUUACAGAAGUAGGAGAAACUAAUCACGAAACAGCAGCAGACUCUAGGCAGCAGAGAAAGAGGGCAAGCAGCUCCCUGAUGUUUAUGUAUCUCCGUUGUAUCGCCUCUCCCUCCCCUCCUCUUUAGAAUUUCCCCUUUUUCAGUCGCAUGCGACGAAUGCAAGAUUUGGCUUGGCUGUCUAAGUGCACUGGCAGUUCUCUCUAUCAAAUGCCACUGCUGAGUGUUGUUGUUUUCCUUUGCUAUUCAGUUAUAGGCUCAUCCAUUGCAGCUAUCCCACCUGAGCCUGUCACAGUCAUCGAUG